UGGUUGGAGGGGACGCUUGACAAGUCCCGAAGAAAACUUAAGGGGCAAAGUCCAGCCUGAGUGUGAGGGAGACAGAGUGGAAGUUAAUGUGUCGGAGCGUGCAGGGCACAAAAUCACAUGUCAUUUUAAAGAAAUGCUCCAAAGAUGGCGGUGGUAAUUGCGACAGGAGUUUCUGGUGCCUCCGGAGUGCAAAAAAGUGGAUUUCUGGAGGUUUUGGUGCGAGAGCGUUGGCACAAAGUUUUGGUCAACUUGAACGAGGAAGCGCUCACAUUAAGCUGCGAGGAGAGCUGCGUUAAUGACAAUGUCAACUCUAACGGCGUUACCAACGGAUCUUACCUCGACAACAAUAACACCAACUCCAACAACGGCCCCCAAACUGUGCGCACCGCGUUCACGGACCUACCGGAGCGAGUGCCCGAGGCGAUCGCCAACAGAAAGCGGUGCGUCAAGGUGACCAAGCAGGAGGUCGGGGGACUCGGGAUCAGCAUUAAAGGUGGGAAGGAGAAUAAAAUGCCCAUCCUCAUCAGUAAGAUAUUCAAGGGACUCGCCGCGGACCAGACCCAGGCUCUGUACGUCGGGGACGCCAUCCUGUCAGUGAACGGUAUGAACCUGCGGGACUCGACCCAUGACGAGGCUGUGCAGGCGCUGAAACGGGCCGGGAAAGAGGCGACUCUUGAAGUCAAAUACAUGCGCGAAGCAACGCCGUACGUCAGAAAGGGAUCCCCAGUGUCAGAGAUCGGAUGGGAAACACCCCCUCCUGAGUCUCCCCGCCUUGGCAGCACUCCCAUCACCUCUACUUCUGACCCUCUGAGUCCUCUACCCCAGCCCUCCCUGUCUCUGCAGGGCGACAGGAGGUGCAUACCACUUAAGAUGUGUUAUGUAACCAGAGCCAUGACUACACCAGACCCUGAGAACAGACAACUGGAGCUGCAUUCCCCUGACGCCAGGCACACCGUAGUGCUGCGGUGCCCAGACCAACCAUCUGCCCUGACCUGGUUCUCUGCCAUGCACUCUGUCACAUUCACUCUGGCACAGCGGGCGCUGGCAGAGGUCAUGCAGAACACAACCAGGACAGGGGUUGCUGGCAGCAAAGAAAUACGACACCUGGGAUGGCUGGCAGGGAAGACAGAGAGUGAGAAGGAGUGCUGGAAGCCAGUGCUGGUUGUGGUGACGGAGAAAGACCUGCUGCUGUACGACAGUCUACCACGAGGCAAAGAGGCCUGGCAGAGCCCAGCACACACUUAUCCACUAUUAGCAACACGUUUGGUCCACUCUGGCCCUGACCGGGGGUCACCUCAUUCUGGCACAGAGCUGUUUUUUGCCACUCGGACUGGCACACGCCUCGGCAUUGAGACAUACCUUUUCCGAGCUGAGACCACCAAGGAUCUGUCUCUGUGGACCCGACACAUAGUCAACGGGUGUCACGCUUCAGCUGAGAUGAUCAAGGAAGUCACUACAAGUUGUCUGUACCGGGGUCAGGAGUGCCGACUUGUUAUUCACUACGAACAGGGCUUCUCUGUGUUGGCUGAAUCCAAACGUGGAGAUGGGGAGAAUGAAGAAGACAGAGGAGCCCACACUCCUACCAGACCACGAGUGCUCCUCUUCUACCCCUACGAAAAACUAAAGAUGUCCUCGGAUGAUGGAGUUCGAAUGCUCUUCCUUGACUUUGGAGGGAAAGAGGGGGAGAUUCAACUGGACCUCCACUCAUGUCCGAAGCCAAUCGUCUUCAUCCUCCACUCCUUCCUCUCUGCUAAGAUCUCCCGCCUUGGUCUGGUGGCCUGACAGCCUCUCUUAACGGACAUUUCACCUGCUUUAAAAAAAGAAAUCCACUGUGUUUCUCCACAUCUCUGCAGGAAGCAUGCAGUGCACCUCGUUAAACUCUUACAGCGGGGUACCCAAGCAGAGCGAAUGUAGCCUCUCUCUGGAAACUAAGCAUUUUAGGGUCUCCAACUCCAAGUUAAAGAAACACUGGAGAAACCAAACCAGAUUGGUUUUGCUUUGAGUGGAACUUGGAACUUUAAACUUUCCCUUUUAAGGGCUGCAAUGACUGAAAUGUUGACUAAUGAACCACAGAAGAAAACAUGGACUAUCACUGGACUUGAAGCAGAGGGAUGGUAUGGUGUAUAUAGAGAAGGACACACUGAAAGAAAUAGAUUGGACAUUAUUGUCACGUCCAGGGUUGGACACGUGCAGCAGGGGUUGAGAUGAAUUCAUUUUUAAUUGAAUCAAAAUGUAAUGGCAAACUGCCUUCCAUUUACCAAUCACAUAAUUUAUUCACCAUCAGCUCUGAAAGGACACUCUGUAUUUAACUCUGUCAUUUUUCUUCGCCAAAAACUUUAAGCAUUUGUCUUUGUUAGUGUCCCCUUGAGACAUCUCAUUAGCAAUGUCACUAUUCAUCACUGAACCUGAGAAGCCCAACUGGCCGCACAGUUUCCCACAGUGUGACAGCUGACUCACAUUCAAAGUGUCACAGUAUUUCUUUAACAAGUUGCAUACAGUAACCAUCUUCUGGUCAAACUAUUUCAGUAUGAGAGUUGACAAUGAUCCAAUGUCAGCUCUAAUGUCUUGAAACAUGAAAAACACUGCUAUCACUUACAUCAUUUAUAACAAACUCAACCAUUGUGUUUUUCUUGUCACUUUUUGUAUGCAUUUAACUUGAAUUUCCACAGUAAAACUUGGAAUACCUGCAAAUUCAUAAUUAGGAUAUUAAUAUGCGCAUUAUUAAUUUAUCCUGAAUAGUACCGCAACUACAUGAUGAGAUCUUUUUGAGGAUGCUUUGGAAAACAUGUUUUGGAUCAUUUUAAGAAAUGGUUUAUCAUUUAUUGCAUUAAUAUGUUUCUUUGUUGUGUUGUCAAGAGGCAGAUGAAAAAAUCAAUACCGAUACUGAUGAUAUUUAUUAAAUAUAAGGCUACUGCCAGUAGCUGGUUAGCUUAGCAUAAAGACUGGAUUGUAAAUUUGGAGCACCUUCCUUAACCAAUUGUUGAACCUGAUAACACUCAACAGUCAUCAUUAAUAAUUAAUUAUAUACAAAACAUGUUUGUUUUCUCAGUUUAAAUUUACUUUAACAACAUUUACUGCACAAUCCUAACAUAUUAGAUAUGUGAAACACAUGCUAAACUGAUAUAAAAUAUAAAAACAUAAAAUAAUGAAGCACAAAUAAUUUAAACAAACAAAAUAAUAAAAUUAUAACACUGUUGAAAUUGAUGCUCUUGUUUGCAUUCAACCGGUGGUCAAAGGAAACCAAAUCCUUCUGAGCAGCACUUCUUAAGCUCAUUAAUUAACAUUUUAUAUCUUGUUAGUUGAAUCUGUAUGAAAACCAAAUGUACAACAAAAAAUAUUCUAAACAGCCAGGAUAUGUUGACAGGCAACCUGCACAAACUCCAACAAUUUGCUGCUUACAGACAAGAAAUAGUGUAGCGCAUAACUGCCUGUAAAAUGGCAAAUUGUCAUUUUGACACUUUAUUUUUUUGUCCAGGUGUAAUAGACCUGAGAGUGAUUUUGAACUUCUCACCUCAGUCUCAGCAAGAAAGCGAAUACGUUUAUUUCCCAAACUGUAUAUCUCUGCCAUCUACUGAGAUAUGAUGAUGCUGUUGACUCCUUCUUCGUUAAUUUCAGGGUGGAGAGUGACUGUUCACGCCUGAUGUACCAACUGAAAUAUUUCAAAAUAGACACUGAAUGACUGCAGAUGUUAAACUGACAAACUGAAGUCAUGUUCUGUCCCAUCAAGCUAACAUCUGCCAAGAGUACAUCUAACAUUCAGACUGAAAACUGCCAUGUAAACUAAGGAUGCCACAGUUAUCUAAUCAAGUAUUAUUCAUCUAUCAAUACACAGUAGCAAGGUAGCCAUCAUAUAAAUCUUCUAGUCUGCUUUAGUCCUGCAGCAGCCAGUGUAGCUCUUUUUGUCUUGGAUGUUACAGUAUGCAGCGUUAAAUCUGUGUGCUGUGCUGUCUGUGACAUGGCCAGCUGCCAGGUCUUUCCCUGUGCCUUCAGAUGAUAAAGAAGAAGAAAAAAAAAAUGAAAAAAUAGUUUUGAAAGACAUUAAUCACAGCAUGAGCAUGGAGCAAUGAUGUGACUUCUAUGAUGGCUACAUUUGGUUAUGAGUGUGGAGAUUCUCAGCCAGCUGUAAUUUUGUGAUUUCUGUCUUCUUCAUAUCAAACUCACACAUUUUCAAUGACCAUUUACAUACACAGUGACACUGUGAACAAUGAUUUACACAUUGCAAGCAUAGCACAGUGUAGAGGAAAUAUGAUCUGUUUUGUUGUUACUAAAAGAUGACGGCAGCACUGUAACACUUAUAUUCAGCGACGAAUCCCGCACUUACUGAUAACCUCAAGUGAAGAAAAGCUCUGUGAGUAAAGGCUGCUUUGAUAUGUAGAAUACUCUGAUGCCUUCGGCAGCUACUAUACUGUCACUCAGAAUGAUAAAGCUUAGUUUUGAACUCAAAUGGUGCACAUAAAUCAUGUAUUUAACAAAAGUGAUAAGAUGACUUUGUUUUUAUUGUGUUCACUUGUGAUUUAUUCAU
Messenger RNA from Scomber japonicus (chub mackerel), 4522 nucleotides. RefSeq names its product syntrophin, basic 1 (gene sntb1). Gene Ontology annotation, cellular component: dystrophin-associated glycoprotein complex; intracellular anatomical structure; synapse. The coding region runs from base 145 to 1782 and encodes 545 amino acids. Gene Ontology annotation, molecular function: protein binding; structural molecule activity. The record is from RefSeq and is a predicted model, not a curated record. The transcript is spliced from 8 exons. Lineage: Eukaryota; Metazoa; Chordata; Actinopteri; Scombriformes; Scombridae.